UCAGAAACGACUUUCAGGAACGCAGGACUACGUCGCGCCCACUGUAGUAAAGUGCAUUUACUUAUGUUAAACUUCAGCUUUCGCGUUUGAUUGAAGUUAAUAAUAAUAUGUUUAUAAGAGUAGUGAUAGCUUCUACAAGAUGAGGAGGAAGCUGCGCACCACCUUUGUGAACAGAAGAGAAGUUCUUGCAGGAGAUCGAUAGGGGAUAAUAGAAGUUCAGAACGACACCAACGGCAGUAUACGUAGCUUUGAACUACCCGAAAAUAGUUGCUCAACUUCCUCUUCGAGAAGAACGGAGAACCGGGAAGAACACAAAGUGAACAACCCAAGCCCAAGAAGCGGAACCCGCUUCAUGACCUCCCUCCAAAGAACUAAGCAACAAUCCCUAGGGUCACCUGUUCCAAACCAUACGACAAGUAGAGACAAGGAAUACACAAAGACAAGGACAAAACCUCCUCAUAAGCACCUCCAGCAAGAACCAACACCCUCUCCCAAACAACAAGAUGGAGCACUACAUAGACUUCGAGAAGGGCUACUCUUCGGUACCGGAGGAGCCUGAGUUGGAGAUAGUCGAUGUCAACGACGACCGCAUGUCCUUCUGGCUGAAGGAGUGCGAUACGAGUGUAGCCAACGCGUUGAGAAGGAUCUUGAUCGCAGAAGUGCCGACAUUGGCAAUCGACUUGGUCACGAUAUAUUAUGACUUCUUUGGUUAGAUCGAAGUAGUGUAGUCAUCUUUUACACCUCUGGAGGGGGUACAUUCAUUCAUUUAUUCGCUAAUGAUGUUAUUUAUAAUUGAAGUUAUGUAUACCAUGGACUAGUCCUUUCAUCAUCAAUGGGAUGAAAGUGGUUCAUAUAGAUACAUUUCUACCACCACCCAGAAAGAUAGUGAUAUAUUUUUUUGUUUGAAGAGAUAGAAAGAUCUUGGUCUUCUUCGGUUCAAAACACCACUAACCCACAAACAUGAUAUUUAAUAACCUUUUCAUUAUAUUGUCGAGAACCUCCCCCUUAUCUCUUCCUUUUCAUAUUGUCGAGAUAUUUACAACACUCUUCGGUUCUUAACACCACUACCACUACACCAACUCCCUCCCUCUCCUUUUUCAUAUUGUCGAGAACAGCAGUGUUUUGUUCGAUGAGUUCAUCGCGCAUCGAUUAGGCUUGAUACCUCUGGAGAGCAAUGGAAUUGGAGACACGCUAGAGGACCAUGCAGUCGACCGAGACGGAGGAAGAGGUGGGUACGACAUCGCUCUCGUGCCACCUAGCAUGGGCAGUAAACUUGGUAAUACACAUGCCAGUAUAGUAUUACUGAUGAUACAAGUCGCACUAAGUCUACUUAGUUGUAACACACUACUGUUGAUGUUGUUCUCGGAAAUACACAUACCAGAAUACAUAGUUCUAUCUUUCCUAGGUAGCUUGGCUCCGCCACAAAAAGUAUAGUAUUAAGGAAGAUGUUCUGUAUGUGACAUCAGUUCAAGUCUACUGUUGUUGUUCUCGGAAAAAUCCUAUUUUUAUAGAAUCUAUACUUUGGAAAAUUCUUAUUCUUUGUCUCAUUGUGGUUCUAUCUCGUCCGAAAAUUCGAGAACUUUUUCCAUCCCUAACAAAUGCAACAUUAUCGUCCCAACCCACUCUUCAAACACACACAUCACCCACGACAGCGUACGAAAACGAGAAGCGCACUAAUGAGGAUGCCAUAGACAAUUUUGGAUUGACCUACGCGAUUUCCGCCAUAGAGGAGAAGGAUGGCGGUUGUGAGUGUGUCGGAGGCUGUCCGCAAUGUGAAGUCAAGUUCACACUAGACGUCGAAAAUACUACCAUGCAUCCGAUUGAUGUGACGCAUUUCGACUUGAAGCUAGUGGAAGAGGAGUCGAGACGGAGGUAGAAAUAGAUGAUCGAUGAAAGAAUUACACUGCUCUAAUAUUGUCACAUUUUUUUUCCAAAAUAAUCGAUCCUAUUCCUCUCCCAAUCCAUGUUAUCUGAAUCCCAUCUGACCCUUCACAGACAACGCAAGUACCAAUGCGUGCCAGUGCCAAGACGAGAUAACAGUUUGACAGAGGAGGAGGAUGCCAAACAGAAUGGCAUCAAGAUUGUGAAACUAGCACCUCAACAACGACUAAAGUUGGACGCCAUUGCGGUGAAGAAUACAGCUAGAUUUCACGCCAAACACAACCCCACAGGAACUGUCAGCAUGAAGACAGAAGCGGAAAUAUCAUUCGAUAAUGUUAAGGUACUUACUUUCUUACUUAGUUACACUAGAAAUAGAAUGUGUACAUCACCAAUUACAUGCUGAUGCUUGUUCAAGUUGAUUCAUCUUCUCGGAGGUAGUCGUAGUUCGUUGGGGUUCUUGGCCUUCGGUCUCUUGUACAACAUGAUCUUCUUUCCGCCAGCCCACUGACGUAUCAUUACAACAAACGAAGAGACUCACUUCACUCCUAUCCGAGACCACUUCUUAAUUGUCACUCUUAUCCGCGACUUCUUAAGAGAAUCACUUCACUCUGUUGAUUUACACUCGUCACACUUCCUAUCACUUACACUCGUCUCACCCUCCUAUCCUACGUCCAAUUACGCACUCCUCCUCCAGCAUCACCCAUCCCUGGAGCAGAAAAAGGGUAUAAUUGCGGCAGAUCCAAGCAAGACUUUGGAAUUAGACGAUACAGGACACUUGAGAGUCCGAGACCCUCUGGCCUGCCUCCACUGCGACUCAAUACUUAUGAUGUUGGAUCAUGUUAAAUAGAAUGUUGACUCUUUAUUAUUAUUUCGUUAUUGAGUUAAUGUUAACAAAGUUACCUCCAUUAGAGCAAACUGUUAUUAUUUCGUUAUUGCGUCAUGAUCAUGAAGUAAACUAAAUUCGAUUUAGUUGAUCUGCUCUAAUCCGCAAGAAUACUGUGCAGAAAAUGGCCUCAGAAACUACAUCACGAUAACGCACAAGCCAAGAAAGUGGCUCUUUGAGGUGGAGGGCACAGGAGCACGAACACCGGCAAGCAUCGUGAUGGCAGGUAUAAUUACAUUAAAAGAUAUUUUUUGAUCAUAGGUUCUGAAAUGAGAUGUUGGUGAUUUCCUAUCUUAUCCCAGAUACGGAGCUGAAGAACAAGUUGCUGGACUACAUCUAGACUUCAUGCACCAUAGGGUUAGUAGUCUACUUUGCUUCCAAUCUUAUCCCAUCUUCGCAACUACGUCAGGCCUCAAAGUCUGGAAGGAUAAGUUGCGGAGAUUCAAUCAAGAUAUUCGGGAUCUGCAUGCAGCCUUGCAAGAAGGAGGAACGGCACCUGGCAUCAGUGUUGCAAUCGAGGACGGGCUAUCAAUGCAAGACGGAUCAUUUUUAUGAAAUCGAUUCAUCUCAUGAUACUCAACAUUCUAAGUAGAUUUCGAACCGACUAACAUCAGCGUCCUUCAUCGGCUACAGCAAUUGACAUCUUCACCGUACAGAGCAGCUGGCGUACUAUCAGCACCUUGAGUGCUCACCUCUCUCGUAUUACGAGAAACAACGGCUCCACAAGAAUAGAAAAUUUCAUCCUUUUAGCAGAGCACUUCUAAUCUAUCCCGGUGCCGGCUUUCGUGUGCCGCACAAUCCUUCUGUGGCUCAGAGUGUAGGGCCUAGGUCAGAUAGAGGAGGCGCGUUGCUGACACCUGGGGAUGGGGAGGCACGACUCCAGCAAAACUAUGGUGUUGGCAGUGACAUUGGCCAAGAAAGGGACAUGGAUAUCGAUGACAUCUAA
This is a messenger RNA of Amoebophrya sp. A25, 3710 nucleotides long. NCBI's taxonomy places the organism in Eukaryota, Dinophyceae, Syndiniales, Amoebophryaceae. The record is from the annotation of a GenBank genome assembly.